UUGAUGUUAAUGAGAUUUAGUAAGCCGUUAAAGUCGAGAAUUGUAGUAAAAAAAAAUUUACGUUGCUACACUGUUAGAGCAGAUUCACAACCUCGCCCUAUGAUUAUUUAUACUAAAACAGAUGAGGCCCCUUUGCUUGCCACUGCGUCAUUUUUCCCAAUUUUGAGCAGUUUUUGCAGAAAAGCCGAGAUUAUCGUAUCAUUAAGUAAUAUUUCUCUUGCGAACAGAAUUCUUUCGUUAUGGUCCCAUCGUUUGAAGCCCGAGCAAAGAGUUGAAGAUGAUCUUGCUAAACUUGGUCAACUUGUUAGAACUCCAUUUGCUAAUAUUAUUAAGCUCCCAAACAUAAGCGCUUCUAUACCUCAACUUAUUUCUUGUAUCAAGGAAUUACAAAAAAGGGGAUAUUAUAUUCCUGAUUAUCCAAGCUCCCCUUCGGAUGAAAAAGAAACUACCAUUCAGAAAACAUAUUCUAGAGUUUUAGGAAGCGCCGUAAAUCCAGUACUUCGUGAAGGGAACUCUCUUCGCUGGGCAGCUGCUCCUGUUAAGCAGUAUGCCAUGAAGCAUCCAACGCGUCUUGGCGAUUGGUCGCCUGACUCCAAAACCCACGUAGCACAUAUGACAAGUGGCGAUUUUUUCGAAAAUGAGAUUUCGCAUAUAAUGCAAUACGACGAUUUUGCGCGAAUUGAAUUUCGAGAGGAGAAUGGUAAUAAAGUAAAAGUGAUGAAGGACGGAAUAAAACUUUUAAAAGGGGAGGUUAUUGAUAGCACCUUUAUGAGUCGAAGUAAACUUGAAAGUUUCUUGGACAAAACGCUGGAAGACGCAAGAAAAAAUAAUCUUCUUUUUUCUGUGCAUUUGAAAGCUACAAUGAUGAAAGUUUCCGACCCGAAAAUUUUCGGCGCUGUCGUUCUUGCUUACUUUAAGCCGCUCUUUGCCAAGCACGCGGCUUUGUUUGACCAACUUGGCGUGGAUAUAACUAAUGGGUUUGACGAUGUCAUUCAAAAGGCACAAGCAUUGCCACUAGAGCAACGAGCAGAGAUCGAACGAGACAUCGAGGCGUGCUAUGCCCGUGGCCCCCCCCUGGCUGUUGUACGAGAGAACAGGACUAACUUGCAUGUGCCCAGCGAUGUCAUCGUGGACGCCUCCAUGCCCGCUGUCAUCCGUGAUUCUGGAAAAAUGUGGAAUAGUAGCGGCCAAUUACAGGACACCGUGUGCGUCAUACCGGAUCGUUGUUAUGCACUCCAAUACCAGAGUUGCAUCGACUUCAUGAAGAAUAAUGGCAGGAUGGAUGCUGGCACGAUGGGCCACACGUCGAACAUCGGCCUCAUGGCUCAGAAGGCCGAGGAGUACGGGUCCCAUGACAAGACCUUCGAGGCGCCUUCUAGUGGUGAAUUUUGCGUGGUUGACUCAAAGGGCGCCGUUCUCCUCAGACACGCGGUUGAGCGGGGCGAUUUAUGGCGGAUGUGCCAAACUAAAGAACUUCCCAUUAGAGAUUGGGUCCAACUAGCUGUCACUCAAUCCAGAGCCACAAACACACCUGCCAUUUUUUGGCUCGAUGAGCAUAGAGCACACGAUCGCAACCUAAUUGGACUAGUCAAGCAGUACUUAAAGGAACACAAUAUCAAGGGAUUGGCCAUAUCUAUCAUGCCGCCCCACGCUGCUAUGGUGGAGACCCUCAAACGCGCUAAAGCAGGAAAAGAUACCAUUACGGUCACUGGAAAUGUUCUUCGCGAUUACAAUACGGAUUUAUUUCCUAUACUCGAGCUGGGAACCAGCGCUAAAAUGCUUUCUGUCGUUCCUUUGCUAGCGGGUGGAAAACUCUAUGAAACAGGCGCCGGUGGCUCUGCGCCAAAGCACGUGGAACAAUUUCUAAAGGAGGGUCACCUUCGCUGGGAUUCAUUGGGAGAAUACUUAGCGGUGGCGGCCUCUUUGCAAGACUUGGGCAAGAAGUUUGGUAGUAGCAAGGCAGCAGUUCUGGGGGGCGCACUAAACGAGGCCGUCUCACAACUGCUGGACAACCAAAAACUGCCCUCUCGGAAAGUCCAUGAGCUCGACAAUAGAGGGUCCACGUUUUACCUCACGUGGUACUGGGCCCGUUCUCUAGCUACGCGCAAUGCUUCCUUCAACACGCUUGCAAGUCAGCUGGAGGCCAAUGCAGAGCAGAUUUUAAAAGAGCUGAAUGACUGUCAAGGGCGGCCAGUGGACUUGGGAGGGUACUACUUCCCCCACCCUCGGAAUGUUGCAGAGGCAAUGAGGCCAAGCGAGUUGUUUAAUAGCAUUAUUGAUCAAUAAAG
Messenger RNA from Zophobas morio, 2288 nucleotides. RefSeq names its product isocitrate dehydrogenase [NADP]-like. The transcript has 13 exons. Lineage: Eukaryota; Metazoa; Arthropoda; Insecta; Coleoptera; Tenebrionidae. Gene Ontology annotation, biological process: tricarboxylic acid cycle. The record is from RefSeq and is a predicted model, not a curated record. The coding region runs from base 4 to 2286 and encodes 760 amino acids. Gene Ontology annotation, molecular function: isocitrate dehydrogenase (NADP+) activity.